Messenger RNA from Lynx canadensis (Canada lynx), 1390 nucleotides. It is a transcript of the gene CIMAP2, whose product is annotated as lymphocyte expansion molecule. NCBI's taxonomy places the organism in Eukaryota, Metazoa, Chordata, Mammalia, Carnivora, Felidae. The transcript is spliced from 10 exons. The coding region runs from base 249 to 1313 and encodes 354 amino acids. The record is from RefSeq and is a predicted model, not a curated record.
UGAUGAGACCCAGUCUCUGCCUCUGGACCCUUCCAAGGGCCCUUUCUCAGGGCUGGGAAUGGCCCCUCACUGAUUCUGCUAUGUGCCAGGAGCACACCUAAAUUAGCUCAUUUCAUCCUCAUAGCAGUCUGGAGAGACAGAGGUUGUUCGCUUCAUUUUACAGGUUUGAUGUCUCCGCCAUCUACCCCAAUCAGAAGAAACUCAGCACCUUCACCGAGGCCCCCUACUCCAGGCUUCAUUCUGUGCAGAUGUCCCACAUAGGACCUGGAACCUAUGGCUACCAGGAGACCUGCUUCAGCAAGAAGAAACUCAGCAAGGAGGUGGGCACAGGCUGGGCCAGGACCCAGGAAGCCACCCGGCUGACCCAGCUGCCCCACUUCCAGUACGAGGCCAUCAUGAAAGAGAAGCGGUUGCAGAAGGAGAAGCUGGGGCCCGGCUCCUACAACCUCAAAGACUUCUUAGAACAGCUGCAGCAGAAACCGUGCAGCACCCGGGGGCUGCUCAGCUCGGGGGAGACCCGCUUCCGUGGCCUCGUUGGGAACUACUAUCCAGGCCCUGGAAAUUAUGGGGUGAAGGGUAACCCAUACACAAAGCUGGAGGAGAAAGCCCAGAACCGUUCUCAGGUCCUCAUGUGCAGGAUGACCAGCAGGCCACUCCUCUUGGCUCAUCAGGGGAGUGGUCUGGCACCAGGCACCUACUCCUUCAAAAGUGGCAUUGAGACCUACCUGGCACGAUCCAUGGGCACCCGCGGCCCCUACGACACUUUCUCCGGUGACCGAAGCAAGCCCCAGCCUUAUGGACAUUACUCUGUGCAGAAAAAAAAGCCCAGGGAACUGAUGAAUUUUACGACCUUCGUGGAAGAGCUUAACUCGCGUCACAAUAAGAAGCGUGGGGUUUUUUCGAAAAUUCCUCGCAACCCGGAAACCCCGACGGAGAGGAUUUACUGGGCGACCCUUAGCCAGUGCCCCCGAAAACUAGCCACGUCUGGUCCCGGUUCGUGGCUUCCUCCAAAGAAGGAAUGCAAACAUGUCAACCAGCCACCAUUCCUGCUGUCUUCCAAGCGGAUGGGCAUAAAGGCCUACCAGAUGAUUCUGGGAAGCUGGCAGAACCCCGUAGGUGUGGGCCGCUACCUCAACACCUGGCUGAUGGAGACGAAGGACCAACGGCAGCGGUAUCGGUCCCUGUACCUGGGUGGAUCCAAGCGCUACCCCUCUGACCCGGCCUGGGACAGGGUCAUGCAGGAAAGGAUCACACCUUUUACUAAAGGGAAGUGCCCUCCAACAGUGGAUUACAAUUCAGAUCCUACUCCUUAAAGCUGCAUAUGAAGGACAUCCUGUGAUGACCAGAGGGCCCCAAAAGCCUGAAGACAAAUUUGGGGAUGGGAGGAUAG